This is a messenger RNA of Aethina tumida (small hive beetle), 307 nucleotides long. Its product is annotated as cytochrome c oxidase assembly protein COX19. The transcript has a single exon. Bases 62 to 307 code for a protein of 81 amino acids. Lineage: Eukaryota; Metazoa; Arthropoda; Insecta; Coleoptera; Nitidulidae. Gene Ontology annotation, cellular component: mitochondrial intermembrane space. Gene Ontology annotation, biological process: mitochondrial respiratory chain complex IV assembly. The record is from RefSeq and is a predicted model, not a curated record.
UGCAAAAUGUCGUAAUUAAUAGAAGUGAGGUUAACGUCCAUUGUUAUUAAAAUUUCCAUUAAUGUCGUCUAUGACUUUUGGCCAAAAAACGUUCACACCGACACCGCCGGAUAAAGGAAGCUUCCCGUUGGAUCACGAGGGGGUGUGCAAAAAGUCCAUGAUCAGUUACAUGAAGUGUUUGUACACGCACAACAACGACAAUUCAAAGUGCAGGGAAGAGGCUCGUGAAUAUCUGGGCUGUCGCAUGGAGAAUAAUUUGAUGGCAAAAGAAGAUUGGAACAAAUUGGGUUUUUCUAAAGAUAAAUAA